Bathycoccus prasinos is the source of this 1359-nucleotide messenger RNA. RefSeq lists its product with no specific name. The coding region runs from base 1 to 1359 and encodes 452 amino acids. The record is from RefSeq and is a predicted model, not a curated record. The transcript has a single exon. Lineage: Eukaryota; Viridiplantae; Chlorophyta; Mamiellophyceae; Mamiellales; Bathycoccaceae.
AUGAAACGUUUCGAGAGAGAAGAAGGAGUCGCUUUUUACAACGCGGAAGAAGACGAAGAAGAAAAGACGAAGAAGCUGAAGAGGAAAGAAACGUUUAAGACGGAAACGUGUGCGACGACGCUCGGGGGAUUCCUCGCUCGAGAAAACGAAGAUAAAUUCGCGGUGCAAAAUCCUACACAAAAAACGUCUUUGAUUCACUUCGAAUGCGAGGAGCGAUGGAAAACUGUUCGCGACGCCGUCGUCGAAGGCGUUUUAACGCGAGCGGAACAGUUCUUUUUGUUUCAGAACAAAAACGAAGAGUUUCUGUCUUUAACAAAGGGGGUGGUGCCUUCUGGUUUCGACGACGACGACGAGGAGGAGGACGACGACUUUGAGGAGGAGGAGGUAGAAAAUCACCGUUUUCAUCGUGGUGGUGUUGGUCAUUCAGAAAGAAGAAUAACUCAAAUGUUGUCGUUUGCGAUGGUGGACGUCGCGUGCGCGGCGGUGGAUUUCGCGGAAGAAGUCGUUCGAGCGUUUGCGAGCGGGGAGUGCACGACGGAGAGCGCGUGGGCGUACGAAGUUUUGAGCGCGUCGUGCUUUCGAUUGAGCUUGAAAACGAGAGAGAGAAGAGACCAGUUCGAUGUGGACUACGAGCAGGAGAUGUGCGAGGAGGAAAAGAAGAACAACUUUAGCGUUCCGAUAUCAACGAUUACGUUCGAUAAGGAGACGAUGGCGAAGAUGGAGACGGUUAUUUUGACGACGUUGGAGUAUCGCGUGUCGAAACCGACGAGAUCGAUGUGGGCGAAUGAGUUUUUAAACGCGAUGAAAAAGAACGUGGAAAUCGUCGCGUUCGGUACCGAAGGCGCGAGGCCAAAGGAGUUUAAACGGUUGUGGACGAAAGCAGAGGAACACGCGUGCGUAAUCGUCGCCGCGAGUUUACGCUCGUUUCCAACAUCGCCGCAGUUUCGAGCGUCGGCUAUCGGCGCCGCGGCGGCGACGUUAGGCGUCGCCUUAUCUGCGUUCGAGUACCUUCGAGAAGAAGAAGAAGAAGAAGACGGAAAAGAAGAAGAAGGAAAACAACAAAAGCGCGAACGCCAACACGCCUCGUUCGUCUCGGACGUGAAAAAGCUCGUCAAAGCGACCGCCGUCAACGCGUUCGAUUUCGGUUCGUGGGAGAGAGAAUUUGAGAUCGCGUUUGUAUCCUUCUCGAAAUACCAUCAUCAUCAUCAUCAUCUCUCCUGGGAUCGUCGUCGCGACCGCCGCAACAACAAAGCGCCUUUGCCGCCUCGCCGAGGAGGAGGAGAGGAAGAAAAAAUGGCGCCUGCGGACAACAAAGAAAAAGAACAAAAAGAAGAAGAAGAAAGAAUCGUCGUUUCUUAG